This is a messenger RNA of Fonticula alba, 441 nucleotides long. RefSeq lists its product as hypothetical. The transcript is spliced from 4 exons. Gene Ontology annotation, biological process: double-strand break repair via break-induced replication; DNA replication. Lineage: Eukaryota; Rotosphaerida; Fonticulaceae. The record is from RefSeq and is a predicted model, not a curated record. The coding region runs from base 1 to 441 and encodes 146 amino acids. Gene Ontology annotation, cellular component: nucleus; GINS complex.
AUGGCUGACACAUCCGGAGGGGGGCUGGCCCCGGCGCCGGUUCCAUCCGGCGCCUCCCUUUCACCGCCGUCCAACAGCGAGUUGGACUUCUGUGCGGAGAACGAAUUUGUGACCAUCGUUCCGGCUGUCCGGCUCCCCCGGAUGAAUCUCGUCACGCUGACCCUCAUGCCCUCCCCCGCAACAUCGUGCUUGGGCUUUGACAACCAACAGGGCACCAUUGGACCAUUGCAUCCCCAGCGCGAGACCCUCGUUCCUCUCUGGCUUGCGCUGAUGCUCAAACGGGCUGGCCGGGCACGCAUCCGGCCGCCCGAGUGGCUGACCGAGGACGCCCUUCGGCUAUACCUAAAGGCGGAGAUCGCCUCGAGCGCUUUCUCGCCUCUGCCUUUCCGGUACCUGGAAAUUUCACAGCUCAUCCUCCAAGCGGCGCCGGACGAUAUGUGA